AUGUCGCUGUCCUUGAAUACUGCAUCAGCAGAAGCGGGCUCGAGCUCGGGGUCCGGCGGUGCGACACCACCAUCCGCCACGACGGCGCCGGCGCCAGCGAGCUCCAGCCGGAGAUCGCGAUCCAAGUCGGUGUCGCAACAUCUCGAUCCCUCGGCUCUUUCCUUCGCUCGUGCGUAUGCAAUCGGCUUCACGGCGUCCAUUCUGCCGUCGUUAUUGCGCAUCCUCUUGCCGCUGGUCACGGGCAAGACACCGCGCUCCGUUUCACGCGUCGCUCGACAAGUGUGGGAGGCGAUCGUGCGUGCGACUCACUGCAAUGGCCUCGCGCUCGCGUUCGGCGUCUCAAUCGGAGGUGCCAAAUGGGGCGAGGAUAAGAUCGAAAGACUCGUCGCGUCAGCCUACGUCUCGGCGCUGAGGACGAUCCGGCCGCGUAGGACGAGCAACUUCUUGCCAGGUGGAGACGAUCGCGAUCGGUCCGAGCGUGCAGGAGGGCAGAGCGGCGUGUCUCAGUCGAGGCCGAUUACGACGGAGCAAGUCUUGCAGGACCCAAUGCAUGCACGUAGGAUCAAGACCUUAUCAACGCUCAUCUCCGGCACGAUCGCUUCGUUUGUGUCCAUCUCGUUGCUUCAAUCGCGUCCAACUACAACCUCCGCGUCGACCUCGGCGUCGGGUCCCGUGGCGACUGCCGCUCGGGCCUCUGAAGCCACUCCGAACACCAGCGUCAAAGAACAGGGGGCACAGAUUCCGAACCUCGGCUUCUCACCUUACACCGCCCUGAACGAUCCUCUCCCACCACUCAGGACGAAUCUCUCGACUCCGCUCCCAUCUAUUGUACCUUCUCGCCACAAGGAAUCGCCGACGCUCGAUUUGACACUCUUCUUAUUCGUUCGAGCCGCCGAUACUCUCGUUCGGUCCGCGUACGAGAGAACGGGGUUGACCACGCGACCGGAUCGCUUUGGACUUGCCUCUCGAUUCGUGGCGACGCAUGCCGAUACUUUGCUGUUCUGGGCGUCGUGCUGGCGCAUCAUGUGGUGGGUUUGUCUGCGGCUCGGAGUCCAUAAAUGUCUGCCCGUCCCCACGUUGACUCUUGUCUCUGUUGGGAUCCCACAGGUGCUUCUUCUACUUGCCCCACCGAUUACCCAAGGCUUACAAUCUCUGGAUCUUGCGUUUGGCUCGACUCGAUGUCCGACUGUUGGUGAGCUUGCAACGCAUCAGCUGACCUGAAUAUUAGAGCUCUCCGCUGAACAGUCCGACUCUGGCUCGCAGCGCCUCUUGCAAUACGCUCGAAAAGGGGAGUACGUGUACGGCAAACCGUCGAGCCCAGAAGUCCUCAAGAUGUGCGAAGGUAUUGCUACCUACAGUGGUAUCUCGGCUGAGUUAGUCCUGCAGCACCUCCACGCAACAAGCUCCUCUCCCAAAUCAUAGCUGACCCCGUUGCUUUCUCUUGCAGACGAGUCAUCCCGGACAACAUCACCCGACUCGACUGCACCGUUGUUCACGGAAGGGUCGGCAAAGGCACGUGCGAAGUCAACGCGAUCAAGCGCUGGCUCUUAGCCUUCUCCGACUGUUUCAAAAUCUACCUUCCUGUGCAUCUUGUCCCAUCCCUUCUCUUUGGCUUUGGCUCCUUGGCCCGCCAACCGCUCGCCUCCAUCAUCCACAUCCUCCUCGCCGCAAGUCGUAGUUCCGCGUUCUUGGCCACCUUCGUCGCCAGUAUAUACGCCAGCGUCUGCCUCAUGCGAACUCGUCUACCGAUGAUCUUCCCCUUCAUUUCCCAGCAGGCCAUGGACGGCGGCUGGUGCACCGGCUUGGGCUGCUUCCUCUGUGGCUUCUCGGUCCUGAUUGAGAACAAGCGACGCCGGCGUGAAAUGGCUCUUUACUGCGCCCCUCGCGCCUUGUACACCGUUCUCGAUUCGAUCGUACCUCAAGUCGUACAGAAUGGGCCGAUGGGUGCCUGGCUCGCCAAAUGGGGAGAGAGGGCGCUCUUCGCUUUGUCGACGGGCACGGUCGUGUCGGCCACUGUUCACCGUCCCGAUCUCGUCUCGGGUGUCGUUCGAGGCAUUCUCGGACUCGCGGUUGGCGAUUGGGAUGGCAAGGCAGUCAAGCAAGUCAAGAAGAUUUCGUCCAAGUGA
Microbotryum saponariae is the source of this 2126-nucleotide messenger RNA. The record is from the annotation of a GenBank genome assembly. Lineage: Eukaryota; Fungi; Basidiomycota; Microbotryomycetes; Microbotryales; Microbotryaceae.